Molecule: messenger RNA, 411 nt
Organism: Penicillium malachiteum
Lineage: Eukaryota; Fungi; Ascomycota; Eurotiomycetes; Eurotiales; Aspergillaceae
Exons: 1
Coding region: 1-411 (136 amino acids)
Biological process (GO): nucleoside metabolic process
Molecular function (GO): catalytic activity
Source: RefSeq, a predicted model, not a curated record
AUGAAUAUCGAUACGGAACCCCGAAGUCACGCCGAGUACACUGUGGGAUGGGUAUGUGCUCUACCCAAGGAGCAGAUCGCGGCGACAGCCAUGCUGGAUCAAGAACACAACCAGCUUCCAAAACCACCCAAUGACUCCAAUAACUACACUCUUGGAUCUAUUGGCGAGCACAACGUUGUGAUAGCUCGCCUCCCCAAAGGCCAGUAUGGAACACACGCGGCAACAAAUUUUGCUGUUUGGAUGGUCUCGACCUUUCCGAACAUUAAAGUUGGCCUGAUGGUGGGCAUUGGUGGGGGCAUUCCACCCAAGGUCAGACUUGGCGACGUGGUGGUCGGCACACCUGUAGGGAAACUUCCUGGUGUGGUUCAAUGGGAUCUUGGCAAGGCGAAUGCAGGAGGCAGUUUCGAAUGA